AUGCUUGCCAUCACCACGCUCCUCCCCCUUCUCACUGCUGUCGCUGCUCAAUCGCACGUCUUCACUGGCAGCCUGUGGUGGCCGGGCGCAGCAGGCACCGCGACGGCGGCCCACUCGGCCCCCGCCCCCGAGCCGACGGCAGGCCAGGCAGUGGCGUACUGCAACAAGACGCUCGUGCCGCUGUACAACACGCAGAUGCUCUCGUGCAACACCGACCUGGGACCCGCCCCAUUUGGGCCCGACUGCAAGGCGAACGACAACUAUGAGGGCGGCAAGACGUACGCCUGCCCGCUUGAGCCGGUCGGCAGCCGGUGUGCGGAGCAGUAUCGCCCCGCUGAGGGCAGGUACAACUCUACCUGCGACUGGCCCGCGCUCGGGGGCAACGCCAAGUGCAAGGAGACUCGCGACAGCGAGCUGUACAAGUACGACUGCCCUUGGUCGCCUACUUGGUAG
Molecule: messenger RNA, 453 nt
Organism: Trichosporon asahii var. asahii CBS 2479
Lineage: Eukaryota; Fungi; Basidiomycota; Tremellomycetes; Trichosporonales; Trichosporonaceae
Exons: 1
Coding region: 1-453 (150 amino acids)
Source: RefSeq, a predicted model, not a curated record